Symbiodinium necroappetens is the source of this 369-nucleotide messenger RNA. The record is from the annotation of a GenBank genome assembly. NCBI's taxonomy places the organism in Eukaryota, Dinophyceae, Suessiales, Symbiodiniaceae.
AUGCUCAGAAGGGAGGAGGGCCUCCGCCUGGAGCUGGAGGUUUCGGCAGCAAGGGCGGCGGUGCUGGAAAUCCCUUCGGGGUCGCGGCUGGUCCUGGGGGCCCUGGUGGCUUUGGAAGCCAACCUCCUGGUGGCUUUGGAAGCCAACCUCCUGGUGGCUUCGGGAGCCAACCGCCGGGAGGCUUCCAAAGCCAACCGCCGGGAAGCUUCCAAAGCCAACCGCCGGGAGGCUUCGGAGGUGCCCCGAAGGGCGGCUUCGGCAAAGGCCCAGCCGGACCUUUCGGUGGUGGAGGUGGAGGCUAUGGCGGCUGGCCGAGCUAAGGCCUCCGGGCGGGGGCCCAGCCGAGACUUGGUGGCAGCCCGCGUUUGA